This is a messenger RNA of Didymodactylos carnosus, 1593 nucleotides long. NCBI's taxonomy places the organism in Eukaryota, Metazoa, Rotifera, Eurotatoria, Philodinida, Philodinidae. The record is from the annotation of a GenBank genome assembly.
AUGAAAUCUCGUGAUGAAGCCCGUUUUGCACAGCCUUCAUUGGCGCGUACGGACAACAUUGCCGACCAAAGAGAAAGACAGGACCAUGGAAAUAAUGCUGAAUUUGAAAUUUCAGAACAAGCUAUAAAAUUUGCUGUAGAACAACAAUAUGUUCCUAUCAAGCUCGUUUGUCAACCUAAAAUGCAAUUGAAAGAAACAGCAAUAAAAAUGUCGAGUGAUCUUAUUGAACACAUCAAAAAUGAUUUUCGUAAAGAAAAUCCAAAUUUUUUGGGAGCUCUCUUAUUUGAUUCAUGUUGGAUUGACUCAACAGGCGAUGUGCAACUUCUAACAAAGACCACUGCUCUCUAUGUUUUUCUUUGUCGAAAAGAUCGUUAUCCAAAGAAACUAUGUAACAUCGAAGUAACGCCUCUACCACCUCGUCACCUGCCACCUCAUCGCACUGCAAUUAUUAAAUGGAUUCAGAAAAAUGUACAGAAUACAGAAAUUAAACAAGAAUUAGACAAAAAGUACACAAGCUUGUUUAAUUUAGAAUCGAUGGCUGGUACGGAGAAUGAAAAUACUCGACAUGUGAAAAUUGAGUUAUUAAAUUACAGUGAGUACGAAGAUUUGAUUCAUAGCAGAAAAAUUAGUCUGAAUGGCAAUGCUCAUGAAACUGACGAAUUUUUGCCUGCACCUAAAAUGAUGAUUUGUGGAAGAUGCAACUGUCCAGGUCACACCAAGAAAAAUUGUCAAAUUUCUCAAUUUGAUAUUUGUAAAAGAUGCGGGAAAGAUCGUACUCACAUUCAAGAACACCGUGGCUGUCAAAUCAAAUGUCACCACUGCGGCGAAAAUCACGUAGCAACAAGCUAUAAAUGUCCAAUGAUUUCUGAUUUUCGAUAUGAAUUAAUUCAAAAGUUGAAACAGCAUCCAGAGAAGCUUCCUCCUCAGGCUCAACUUUUUAUUCCUGUUUCCUUUCGGGACGAAAAUGAUAGACAAAGAACAAUUUCGAAUUUUAUGAAUCCUCCUGAAAGAAAAUUUCAACAGCCUCUUAAUCAAGUGUACAACAGAUCUGACUUGCAAGCCUGGCCGAGUAUAAAUCCAACUGUUAUAACAACAUCUCUCACACAUUCAAAUCUAGCUGACUUCGAAGAAAAAUACAAAGCUAUCCAACUGAAGUUAGACCUUAUGGAAAAACGUCACGAAGAUGAACGAAUUGAAGCAGAGAAAUUAAGAGAUUUGGAAAAACUAAGAAUUGAGGGAAAAUAUCGUUUUCAUAGGAAGAAACUUAAUCAAGUAUGGCUUCAAACAGAUGCAUGUCAGGAAGUUCAACAAAAAAUGUUAAAGAAAUGUUUAACGUCUCAGAAAGAAGUUGCGACAGCCAAUAUUGAAGUUAUUAGAGCAGUGCGCGACGUCAGUGAUGAAUUAAGAACAAAAAUAAAUAUUUCUACGUUUGAUAAAUUUGUUGAGCCCUUGGACUCUCAAUUGAAGUACGCUGAGUCAACAAAACAAAGACUGACACAACAACAAAAUGAACUUCACACGGAACUAGCUAAAUUCAAUGAAGAAAAAAGAAAACCUUUACAAGAAAUCCUGAAUCUCAAUGAUGACCAGUGA